Messenger RNA from Cherax quadricarinatus, 3594 nucleotides. The record is from RefSeq and is a predicted model, not a curated record. Lineage: Eukaryota; Metazoa; Arthropoda; Malacostraca; Decapoda; Parastacidae.
GUUAUUUCUGAUCACUUUAUUUCUUUUAAAGCAAUUCCUUCACCGUAAAAUGGUGACUCCUGCGUUUGACAGCAAUAUGGGUUUCGAUGCUAUGCUACAGCAGGCAAUGCUUUUGAGAGGACGCUCCCCACCACCUGGCAUGAUGACAUAUGCUCCGCCUCCGGUGCCCUUUGCUGGCCCACAUUCAAUGUUCAGAGGACGACCUAUGUCAGAUUAUGACUCAUUUGAUUCUGGCUCGGACUCUGAAAUGCAAGACCGCCUUGGACGCCGACAAAGACGUAAUAGCAGAAGAUUCAGAAGGUCUCGAUCCCGGUCCAGAUCACCUUCUCGCAAAAAUGAAGCUAUAUGCAUGUAUUACAUGCAAGGCAGUUGUCAGAGAGGAAAGGGUUGUCCAUAUUCACAUGACAUACAACCUCAACGAAAGAUGGAACUCUGCAAAUUUUAUAUGAUGGAUUGUUGUGCAAAAAAGGAUAAAUGUCUGUACAUGCACAAAGACUUUCCGUGUAAACAUUACCAUACGGGUGUCAGGUGCAAAUCUGCUGAGAAGUGCAAGUUCAGCCAUGAUCAUCUCUCUGAAGCAGCUCGCAAUGUUCUCCUCAAGCACAUAGAGUUGGCUCCAAAAGACAUCCUAGGUGACUUUCCUCGCCUGACUAAAGAAGCGGCUCAACUUGUAGUAUCGAUUACCGAGGCACAUCGCAGAGGCUCUCCGAUGGAUGUUGAAAAUAUACCUGGUGUUAUGGAAAUAAAGGGCAGAGGUUUUAAGUAUGUCGACAAAGCAAUAAAGGCUGUGGCCAAAAAGCAAGAAGCACGGAUGAAAAGUAUACAUAAAGAUCAACUCCUUGAGCCAUCAGGAUUAGAGUGUGUGUCAAGCCCUGAGCACCAUCAGAUAAACAAGCCAAGCCAUCAGCAUCAUCAUCAAGAAGACAGUAGAGUCAAGUCUCCUGGCAAUCAGAUACGGACCCCACCACGACGAUGGUACAACCAGGGUAGUGGCCCACAGGAAAUGAAUGCAUAUCAACAGUGCAGCAAAGAAUGGGUUGAUGAUUACCAUUACAUGCAAAAAGGUGAAGAUAUGGUCAAUGGUGAAGUGUUUCAGUCGGAAGGAAACAGCACCAUGAGAAACAUGAGUCCAAAUAAUAAGAGUAAUGUCAGCCCUAACACAAUCAGUUCUUGUCAAGCUGGGGCAAGUGCUAAUAGGAAGAUGGGAAGUUUUAUGACAGCACGAAUGCCUCAGAAACAGCGUGAGCUAUUCCAGCGGAUUGAGCAACAGCACUCAGUUCACCAUGACCAAGAAGACCCACUGGCUGAUGGGGGCAUGGAAGAAGUAUCACCUUGUACCAGCAAUGUUAACUGGUACUCCAGUGAUGAGGAGGCUGAUAAUGCUUCAUUUACCAAGACACAAGGGCAGGGUUCUCAUGCAGUAAGCAACUUGUCUCCAAGUAGGACACCCCCAUUACCUCCACAAGCAUGGACCACACCUGCAUCUGGUAGCAGUUUCACAUCUUCAAGUAGACAAGGGAACAGUCCUCCAGGCACACCUUCCACCACACCACCACACAAGCCUGUCUUCCCUACCAUCAAUUUGGACAGCAUCAACAUAUCUUCAGACCUGGCAAGUGUUUUGUCAGCUCUAAAGAAUCAGAAUGCAGCUAGUACUAAUAGAAACAACACCGAAAAGCCCGGCCGAGAUCCAAGAAUGCAAUCUCCUCCUCAAGGAAAAGGUCCCAGAGAGAUGUCUAGAGAGACAUCUCGAGACAUGUUGCGGGACCCAAGAGAUCAUGGAGACAUAGCAGUGGAUCAGCGGGAUCUAUCAGAAGAUAUACAUAGAAAUCCUCGAGACAUGUUCCGAGAUCCUCGGGACAUGAUAGAGAGCCCUAGAUCAAGUGGAGAGUAUAACCCUAAUUCUUGGGCAAGGGAUCAGUUACCUGUGUCGAAUAUGCGAGAUUCCUGGGAGCAUCAGAGUGAAAUGGAUUCAUCUAAGGAUUCUAAAGAUACACGAAAUAGUUUCUUAGGUUCAAGAGAGGGCUUAGAUGUGGAUCGUGAUCAGCGACACAGAACCGGGGAUGUAGAUUUGCGAGUAUUACCAGGGGUUGAAAACAGUCCAACUGAAGGGUCAAAUGUUAAAGGUUUGCGGUAUGACACAGACAUGAGGAUCUCAAGUGAGCCUUCAAUAUAUGAUGUAGAUUUAAGGCAACUGAAUUUAGCAAAUAAUUAUCAGAGCAAUGAAGAGGAAACAAAUUCAUUGCCAUUUAAAGUACCAGUGCAUACUCCAGCCAAAGAGAUUGUAGCUUCAAUAUCAUCGCAUUCACCCAUGUAUUAUCAACUCCUAAAAGUCACUAUUCCCAAACCAAAUUUUUGCCACCUCAAAAUUAAUAAGGAUGACCCAAGGAUUAUGGAUGACCCUAGACUUAGAAAAAUGCUCAGAAGAAAUUCAACAGAGGAAGUCGCUAAUCGCAGUCCACGAGCACCUUCUAGAUAUGACAUAGAUAGUCCCAUGAGUCCUCCAGGAUUUUCAGUUUCCAAGGGAGACUCAAGAAUUUCUGACUCUGAGUCUAGAGACUCCAGAGACCCAAGAAUGUCAUCUUCAAGGGACCCUAGAAGUGAAAUUCGGACAGAUCCUCGGGCUGAAAAUCGUGUUGAACCUAGAGGAGAUCCUAGGAUGAAUACCAGAGUUGAUCCUCGCGUUGGAAACAGAGGUGAUCCAAGAACUGAAUCGCGUGAUCCACGAACAGAACCUUUAAGUGAUAUAAGAAAUCAGGACCCAAGAAUGAGUGGAGCAUUUGGAACUGGAAAUAGUGGAGGUAUGAUGGAAGGAGGAAUGCAGUUUAUGAACAUGGGACCUGGACCUGGACCCGGACCCGGACCCGGACCUGGACCUGGACCUGGACCUGGACCUGGACCUAUGGGUCCUGUGAUUCCUCGUGUGGACCCCAGGGGUAGACCAGGGUUGCUUGGACCUGCACCAAUGCCAUUUAACUCGGGAGGUCCACGUCCUAUGGGGCCAAGGAUGUCUCCCUUUAUGAUGGGUCAGAUGGGUCCAAAUGGUGGAUUUUUUCCUGAAGACAAUGGGGAAAUGAUGGGUGGUAAUGGCAGUUUUCCCCAGGGAGGUCCAGGAUGGCGAGGGCGUAUGCCAUCAAACGACCCUAGACUGCAGAGAGACAUGGGGGAUGCAAACAGAUCAUACACUCCGCCUCCAGUGUCCUAGUGACUCCUAGGCACUUUUUAAUACAGUUACCUCGAUAACUGUGAGUUUGGCCAAUAUGGGGUAUUAUCAAGUCAAGCUGUAUGAUGCCACUGUAUGUGAAAUACUUUGAAUUUGCCUAAUAAUUAGGCUUUAUUAUAACUAUACUGUACAUACAAACAUGUUGUAUUUACAAUACAUACAUACUGUAUAUACAAUACAUACAUACUGUAUAUAUAAUACAUUAUAUACACUUCAUACAUACUAUACAUAAAUACAUCUUUUGUCCUGUUGUUGAAUGUAAAUAUUGUUGUAAUGAAUACUGUACUGUAUUGCAUAUGUAUUCAGUUACAUACGUAACCCUUCUCAACCUGUAUUUCUGAUAUUAUAUGAGAUCAAAAUAAUUUAAGUCA